AUGGUGAGAGAUCAGCCGGAAUCAGUCCCUCUUGCAUUCCUCGGGUCUCGUGAAAACUCUUCUUGUAUCCAACUCCCACUGCAGUUCCAUACUGGGACUCAGUCUCGGUUUACUAGGUUUCGGUUUAUUGGGUAUUGUAACGGUCUUGUUUGUAUCGCUGAUUACUAUAGUCCUAUGCUUUAUGUUUGGAAUCCUUCGAUUAAGCGGUUUAAGAUGCUCCCUACCCCCAAUUUAAUAACCAAGACCACUGGGGUUAAGUUGGGGUUUGGUUAUGAUUCGGUUUGUGAUGAUUAUAAGGUUGUUAGGAUUUUGGUUUCCAGUGUUAGUAAUGUGGUUGAAGCCGAGUUGUAUUCGGCUAAUGAGGAUCGGUGGAGAGAUAUCGAGGUGCCUGUAGGGCUGAACAAUGCUUGGCCUUUAUGGUCUUAUAUACCUGUUCAUGCUAUUAAUGAGGUUUUGUAUUUUGUUGCUAGUCAAGUGUUAGUGUCGUUUGAUUUGCAUAAUGAGCUGUUUGAAGUGUAUCGUUAUCCUUUCCCUAUGAAGGAUAUACGGAAUUUUACUUCUUUGAUUUAUGAAGGUGCGGUUGCUAUGAUAUUCAAGACUGCAGUUGGUGAUGGAUUGGUUCAUAGUUUAUGGACGUUGGAUGAUGCUGGAGGCAAGGUGUGUUGGACUAAAAAGUCUGUUUUUGAGCCUGAAUUGGAGAUUGAUCGGGUUGAACUUUAUUUGGGUAGUGGAUGUUUUGUUGCUGUAGAUUUUUGUGACUUUCAAUACUUUGUGUAUGACCUUGAGAAGAAAGAGACCGAGAGGUUACUGCUUUCGCUUGUUGAACAUAAUGUCUCAUCAGUUGUCAAAUACACAGAGAGUCUUGUUUCACUUGCUGGGUUUGAACAAGUAGAGAAAGUGGUACUUAGUGAAGAAACAAUGCAUACAGUGUUGUUUCCGUCUCAAUGA
Daucus carota subsp. sativus is the source of this 948-nucleotide messenger RNA. RefSeq names its product F-box/kelch-repeat protein At3g23880. The transcript has a single exon. The record is from RefSeq and is a predicted model, not a curated record. The coding region runs from base 1 to 948 and encodes 315 amino acids. NCBI's taxonomy places the organism in Eukaryota, Viridiplantae, Streptophyta, Magnoliopsida, Apiales, Apiaceae.